Molecule: messenger RNA, 2407 nt
Organism: Impatiens glandulifera
Lineage: Eukaryota; Viridiplantae; Streptophyta; Magnoliopsida; Ericales; Balsaminaceae
Product: two-component response regulator-like APRR9
Exons: 7
Coding region: 170-2167 (665 amino acids)
Biological process (GO): phosphorelay signal transduction system; cytokinin-activated signaling pathway
Molecular function (GO): protein binding
Source: RefSeq, a predicted model, not a curated record
GCCAUGAGAGAGAGAGAGAAGACAUACAGCAGCAGCACUGCCAUGGCUCUACAAAAAGACUUUUUCUCCUUCUCUCUGCUUUUCCUCUCCGAUUCAUUCUUUCUAUGGCUGCCGUUUCCUGAAUAAUCCAUUUCCAAUUAACCAUUUCUUACUUCAUUGACAAUAGAGAAUGGGGGAGUUAGUUCUCACUCAUCAACAACAACAACAACGACUUAGUUUACACCACCAACACAACAAGACAACGCCGCCAGGGAUUAUGACGACGACGGCGGAUGAAGAGCUGCAGGUUAUUGAGGUACUAGACCAAGAUACGGCGAACAACAAAGGUGACGCUUCCUCUUCUGUUUUGCGAUGGGAAAGGUUUCUUCCUCGUAUGGUUCUCAGAGUGUUGCUGGUUGAAUCCGACGAUUCCACUCGCCAGAUUAUAACCGCUCUUCUUAGGAAAUGCAGUUACAGAGUUGCCGCUGUUUCUGAUGGACUUAAGGCAUGGGAGUUACUGAAAGGAAAACCUUGUAACAUAGACCUUAUAUUGACUGAAGUUGAUUUACCAUCUAUAUCUGGAUUUGCCCUUCUAACUCUGAUUAACGAGCAUGAUAUAUGCAAAAGAAUUCCUGUCAUAAUGAUGUCAUCGCAAGACUCCGUAAGCAUGGUUUACAAAUGCAUGUUGAGAGGUUCUGCUAACUUUCUAGUCAAGCCUGUGCGAAAGAACGAGUUGAGGAACUUGUGGCAACAUGUUUGGAGAAGACAGACGUUGAUUGGAAGUGGACUUGGUCCUAUAGAUGAGAGUGUUGCACAACAAAAAGUUGAAGCUACAGCUGAUAACAAUGAUGCUAGCAAUCAUUCAAGUGGAUAUAUUGCUUCCAUUCAGAGAAAUAGAGAACGGAUUGAGAAAGGAAGUGAUGCUCAGAGCUCGUGUACAAAACCAGAUAUGGAAGCUGACGUUUUAUGUCUUGAAAAUCUUCAUGAACCGUUAAAAUCUCGAUUGCCUGAGACGAAUGUUAUGAAUCCUGGAGAGUCUUCCAUGACAAAAAAUAAGUCAAUGGAGGUAGCUGCCAAUAAAGAUGCAAAAUUGGUGGGAGGGGAAAAAGAUGAAGUGCACGAAAGUCAAAUAGGGGAUCCAAAUAUUACUAAAGAAGCCAUUGAUUUAAUUGGAGCAUUUGAUCAUUGUUCAAACAUCAGUUACAGAAACUUCAUUUCAAAUAACUACACAGAUAAAGUAGAAGAUUCUUCAAUGCUGGAUCUUUCUUUACGAAGAUCAGAUGCAGGUUCACCUGUAAAUCAAGCCACUGGCGAAAAUAACAGACUGAAACAGUCUGAUGUCUCGGCCUUCUCAAGGUAUGUCAGCAGCAAGACACUUCAGCCAUUACAAUCAGUAGUGACUAAGAGUCAAUCGCCCGAGGAUCAUGGAACUGGCUAUGAGAAACAAACUUCCGCCAACAAUCAAGACUUCAAUAAGAACAAUACAACCGAGUUGGCUCGUGGUCUAUCUGGAGAAGUGGAGAUAUCUUUUCAAAGGCCUCAACAGUCGAAACUCUCUGUCCCGGUUCCUGUAAGAGCUAUAUACUAUGCACAAUCGGGCAGCACUUCAUUGCUGCAGGGUCCAGGUUCAGUUUGUAAUCAAGAGCCGUUAUUCAGUAUGCACCCAUUUCACCAAUCCAAUAAUGAUGGAAGAAACUCUCAAGAAAUUUCUAAUCUUAUGGACCAACAAGCAAACAACUCAGGAAACCAAACGGAGAUGAAGAGGAUGAAUAAGUUGGAUUCUUCAGACGACAGGCGACAUUUGUCUUCUGCGACGGAUCGGAGUGCGAGUGGGAGUUUUUGUAAUGGAGCCAUGAGCAGUAUUAAUUAUAUUAGCCCUGGGGAUAGUAAAAACGUUGAUAAUGUUAAUCAAGGUCAUAACAGGUUAACUGCAGAGAGUGAGAAUGAAGAGAGUUUUCUGAUUCAAAACAGAAACCUUCAUCAUCGAUAUUUCCAGCGAGCAGCAGCCCUAAGCAAAUUCCGUUUAAAACGAAAAGAAAGAUGCUACGAGAAGAAGGUUCGAUAUGAAAGUAGGAAGAAACUGGCAGAACAACGUCCUAGGGUGAAAGGACAAUUUGUCCGUCAAGUUGCUAAUGAUCUUGUACUUGUAGAGACUGACAGUGAAUUUGGCAAUCUGCUUGAUGGUUAAAACUUCUAUAUCUGAUAGUAUUUAAGAGAGUUUCGUUGUUAGGAUGAAAAAUAGGGAGAGUCUAAACCACUUAAGGGGGUUAUUUUGUUGAUUUAUAUAAUAAAUGUGUAUAUGUAAAAUGUAGUAUAAUAUGGUAGAAAAAUGAUCCUAAGGGGGGCUUCAUAAUUUCAUAUCAGUAUGUAUUAUUAUUGUAAAAGUCCUUGAUUCUUUUCAACAUACACACACCUCUAUCAGAUUAAA